Messenger RNA from Python bivittatus (Burmese python), 3139 nucleotides. The record is from RefSeq and is a predicted model, not a curated record. Lineage: Eukaryota; Metazoa; Chordata; Lepidosauria; Squamata; Pythonidae.
UGCAUUCGUUUUUAUCUUCCUUUUUAAAACUUUUAAUACACACACACAUGCUGAGGAAGCUCCAGCAGAGUAAACGUUAAGCAAGCUUGAUGUGUUGGGUGUGCAGGCAGCCUCUGAAUCUUUGCCAAACCUUUGCCCAACUUUUCCAAAAUGUGUUAUGUGAACAGUGUUCCGAGGGGUUGAGUUAAUUUGGAAAACUGAAUAGGUUAAAAGUUGGAAGUGUUUUUCUUACGUAGAACGGAUAAUGUUCUUCCUAAUUCCUUCGUUUAAGUGAUGUGUAAUUGAAGGGCGAGGAAGGGUACUCGGGUUUAUGCGGAGCCGGCAUAGGCUUGACCCGUCAGCCGGAGGCCCAGUUCCUGGUACCGGAUUAGGCCUAGAGCGAGUCGGGUUGGGAAGAGGCAGAAUGCUGUGAAAUAACAACGUGUGAAGUAGCCUGUGAACAAAUGCAGCAGAACACAAAUAUGUGGUUGGGGUGGGGGUGGGGGGACAGGCUGCACAGCUGCCCACCAGGAAACCCUGGAGUUUAUUUUUAAAAUGAAUGCAAAUUUCACCCCACAGUGCUCUGUUAGACUAGUUUCAAAACUGAGUUUUGCUGAUGGGGCUUAUUUCCAGGGAAGAAGGCACAAAAUUGCAGUCCUCAGAAAAAGCACAUAAUAACAGUAAUCGAUGCAUUUUGUUGGCCUCUCCCCCCUCCCCCCCCGUGCAGAUCCGAAUCCGGAGAAAGUGGGAGGCGUCCUCCCCCCGCCAGCUUUUUUUGUGCUCACGAGGAAUUGGGAUCCUUCCUGCCUCGAGGGCCUAUAGGGAGCUGAGAAGCCCAGAGACCCCCGAGACUUGUCCAGACCUCAGGGAAAGCCUUGAAGGCUCCUCGGUGCCACCUCCAGGGAUCCCUCUGCCAGGAUUCCCAGGCAGGGCGUCAAUGUUUUGGAGGGGCAACGGGGGUGAACUAGAGGGACCCGCAGCUGCCUGGAAAGCCUGGUUGGGUUGUGAAGCCGAGGAGCCCGUGGGAGCCCGCCCUGGCCCAGAUCAGGCGUCGCUGCAGCUCCUUUCCGAGAGUGCAGGUGGCGAGAGCCUCUUCCUCGUUCCCUUUUUAAGUUGUGCUGGCGGAGCUCCGUGGGGCUUUCUGUGCUAGGAGUGAGCUGCGUCUCCUGCGCGUCGGUAAAAGCCCUGUCCUUCUCAUGAAGAGGCAUGGGAACCUGGUCUAAAGUAGAGCCCUGCCUUCGGGGGGGCUUCACCUUUGAUCUCCCCCCCCCAACUGUCCUCAUCUUGACUGGGGCCCAGCGUCUCCCUUCUGCAUGGACGAACAAGAGUCCGUUUGUCUCAAGGAGGCCACUUAUUUUUUAAGAGGGGCCCUGGCUUCCCUCCCAGGAUCUGCUCGGUUUCUUCUGGAACUCCUCCGUGCCUGUUUGGAGGUGCCACGCCCAGCCAAAGUCCACCCGCUCGCCUGUGCCGCCUCCUGCUUCCGGGAAACUGGAAACGGCGGGAGUAAAUGCAGUGUGUGCCGGGAUUUCGCUGUCCUGGAGGAUCACACGUUGGCCCACAGCCUGCAGGAACAGGAAAUUGAGCACCACUUGGCCACCAACGUCCAGCGCAACCGCCUGGUCCAGUACGACUUGCAGAUGGCCAAGCAGUUGCAAGAGGAGGAAGACCGCAAGGCGCGCGUUCGCCUCCAGGAGCAGCACAAGGACAUAGAGCGGCAAGACUGCGAGAUUGCGCAGGAGAUCCAGGUCAAGCUGGUCAUUGAAGCCGAACAGCGGCGGCGGCAGGAAGAGGAUGAUGAGGACAUCGCGCGGAUUCUGCAGCAGAAGGAGCUGCAGGAGGAAAAGAGGAGGAAGAAACCGCCUCCGGAUCCCUUGCGACAAAGCGCUUCUGAAGAAGGCUGCUACCCGGAGAACAGAGAGCACUUGUGCAGGAGUCCCCGGGAGACGGGGCCCGAGCUCCCUAGACCCGGGAGCGCUGAUGGGCAGCCCCCCCAAACGAGGGACCCCCGGAGGGGCCCUCCGUUGAUUUCAGAGGGUCUUGACUUGGAGGCUUGGGGGAGUUCCUCAGAAACGAGGAAGACCAAAGAGCAUCCGAGGAAGGACAGAGAGAACCGGCGGGAGAGGAAGCAAGGCAGACAGGAGAGGCCUCCUCGGAAGGGUCCUCCGGGCGAGGAGGAGGAGCAGCAGGAGGACGAACCCACCGACAGAGGCUACAGCCGCCCCGCCGGCAGUCAGGAAAGGACUCGGGGGCCGCUGCCGCUGGUCUUGGAUGCAGAAGCCCCCCGGGCCAGCAGAGGUAUCAGGGAUCAGAAGAGGCCUCAGAGCCGCGAGAGACCCCCAAGGACACCCCCUCCUUUUGCGGACUGGGAAGAGGAACGGACAAGCGCGCAUCGCAGCAAUGGGCCCCAUAGGCAAGGGGAGAGGGGGCCAAACUCGAGCACCAAUGGGAGAGAAAGGCAAGCAGAACGGCCGUACAGCAAAAGCCGCUCCCCAAAUCCGGACUGUCGUAGGCUCCCACUGCCUGAGGAUCGUCGUUCCCCAAGGCCCCAUUCCCGCCAUGCCAGGCACCACGACUCGGAAGCUGCCCACGGGCGCCGUCUCAGGAGGGAGGAUGGAGAAAGAGAGCCCGAGGGGGCGCCAGCCUCCCCCGCCUCCCACUACAGGGAGGGCUGGAACGGGGAAGCGAGCCACCCCCGGAACCCAGGGAUGAAGUCACGGGGGGCAAAAGAAGACGCUUACGCCAGACCCCGACUAGCAGCUGCUCAGGACCCCGAGUUCUAUGACGCCGAGAUUGCCUGGAAGUUACAGGAGGAGGAACUCUUGGCCAGUCAGGUGGAUAAGAGAGCCGCGCAAGUUGCUCAAGAUGAGGAAAUAGCUCGCCUUCUGAUGGCAGAGGAGAAGAAAGCUUACAAAAAAGCAAAGGAGCGAGAGAAGAAGAGGCAGGACCAAGACUGGAAGCAGGACCCCCACGAGUCUGCGUGUUCACGGUCAAGGGAAGGAUAUGAACCUCAUCGAGGCAGGAGUGAGAAGCCCACGCGAGCUGCUGCACCUCUGACCAAGGACUUGAAUCAUCCUUCUAGUCUUACAAAUCAGCAUAACUUGGCACAUCAGAUAUCCAAAUCAGAGUCGGCUCAUAAAGGUUACCAUUAUAAGCAGUAGGA